AUGGAACAAAUUGGGGAAGGCGGCGGUGGCGGCCAUCAUCAUGGUCGCUUCCGGCACCGGGGGCAGGAAUACGAUGAGUAUGUGCCUCGAAGGAAGAUACACGGUCAGCGCUGUGUUGACUUUUAUUCCUCCGCCAUUCGGCACGUAACAACGCGUCUGCUGCAUCGCAAUACUCCAUACGGUUGGCAUGUGGAGCCGCACCCGUACUAUUCCAAGGAUAUGCUUCCUGCUGCACAGACUCCGUUCAAUCCGAGUACCGCGUUGUGUACACAGUGGGUAAACACAUCUUUUCACCCGGACUCGCGUUCCGGGCACACACGUGUGCCGCUCAUGAAUCUGAAGUGGGCCCCCAAUGGUCGCCGCCUGUUGUGCUCUACCGGUCGAGGUGAGUUUCUGCUCUUCAACGGGCACUCCUUUGGUCUGGAGGUGAAAACGGUGGCUCACGAAGAUCAUCGGCCAUGUCGGGCGAUAACAUGGGGAAACAGUAGUAACCUAAUCAUAAGUGGCGAUGACGCGGGUAUGGUAAAACUUUGGCUCUCUAAUUUUGUUCUUGUGGCGGUGUAUAAUUCCCACCACCGAACCGUGCGGGAGAUCACCUGGGCGCCACUGGAAGGUAAGUUCUGCACAUGCGGGCAGGAUGGGUCUGCGCGUGUGUGGGAUACGAAUGCGGUGGGUACCAACCCGCAGAAUGUGAGGGAGGAGGUGAAGCUAGAGGGUCACGGUGGGGACGUGGUGUCGGUGGACUGGCACCCCUUCCAUUCACUGAUCCUUACGGGAAGUCAGGAUCGUGAUUGCCGGUUGUGGGACCCACGGACCGCAUCACGUGGAAGCAUAGCCGCCUUGCAGGGCCAUGCGCAGUCGGUGAACUGUGUGCGGUGGAACCCAAGCGGGACAACGCUGCUUUCCGCGUCGAAGGACUGUACUGUAAAGCUCUGGGAUAUCCGCAUGGUGCAAGAAAUUGCCUCCUACGAGGCCCAUUCAAAGUCUGUGGAACGCGUGGAAUGGCAUCCGCAGGUACCAGACCUGUUUGUUAGUGCAGGGGCUGACGGCAACCUCAUGUACUGGCUGGUGGACGCGUACGAAGUCAGCCAGGGGCAGGGUGGGUUUUUGCACAUUAUCCACGAAACAGCCAUGGUGGAAAAUGCCCACGAUCGGUUCCGUGAUGUUGCAAAUCCGGUGAAUGCCAUUGCCUGGGAUCCGUUAGGUGGUCUUCUUGCCUCUUGCUCCAGCGAGGUAAAAUACUGGCAUCGCAACAAGCCCGGGGCGAUGGAGGAGAAGGAGCGUGGUGAGGAGGACGACGUUUUUGACAUGACGGGGCAGCUGUAG
Trypanosoma rangeli is the source of this 1326-nucleotide messenger RNA. RefSeq names its product WD-40 repeat protein. The coding region runs from base 1 to 1326 and encodes 441 amino acids. Gene Ontology annotation, molecular function: protein binding. The record is from RefSeq and is a predicted model, not a curated record. Gene Ontology annotation, cellular component: mRNA cleavage and polyadenylation specificity factor complex. Lineage: Eukaryota; Euglenozoa; Kinetoplastea; Trypanosomatida; Trypanosomatidae. The transcript has a single exon.